CAGCAGUGGCCAGUGAUGGCUAACGGAGCUAGCGCUUCUAAUGGCAGAACUAUGUACCAUUUCAUAAAACAAUUGUUGAAUGAUGUGAAGAAAGAACAACAAAAACACCAAAAACUCAAUUAUACAUUCGUUGCCGCUGAUCUGAGGCUUGGGUUGAGAGGAGGGUGAUUAGCGAGUGGAUGUGGUCUUAUGUGAAAUGGAUCAGGUGGACCACGUGUUUGUUUUAUCGAAGCUGUAAUUUGACGUUUAUUAGAUUGCUACGUUAAAAUGGAUGAAUUGACGGAAAUGUUAAAUUACCUUGAUGUGAGGUCUCGCUUAGACCUGAAAACAAUUAGCCUGCAAUAUGUUUUAGGUGUGACAGGCUCAGAGGAUGGAAAACUCUUCAUUGUCAGUCGGCCACCCCUUGUAAAAACUGUUUUGGCACUGUUGCAUGAUCCAUCAGCAAGUGUUGCCAAAGAUGCAUUUUUAUGUAUUGUAAAUUUGUCUGCGGAAGAGGCUGGUGCACGUGUGCUUGUAUCAGAAGACUGUUGCAGUGGGAGUGAGGAAAUUGGAGAAAAGGGAAUGAAGUCUGCAAAUAUUGUGGCAUCUGUUUUAUCUCACAUUGUUGAUCCUGAAUCUUCACUUGCAGACCCUGCAUGUGCCAUAUUAUCCAAUAUAACCAGACCAUCAUGUACAGUUCAGCGUGUACUUGAUUUGAUAUCACAAACUGAUGUUACAAUUGAAAAGUUGGUGACUGUGUUCACGAGAAUUGGUUAUAACAAAAAAGGUGCCACAUUACAUUAUUUAGGACCAGUGUUCUCAAAUCUUAGUCAAUCGAGUACAUUUAGGAGUUACCUAUUAGAUAGAGGACAAUGUGUAAUUCAAAGAUUGGUACCAUUUACUGAAUAUAAGGAUUCAAUAAUAAGAAGAGGUGGUAUUGUGGGAACAUUAAGAAAUUGCUGCUUUGAUGUUGGUGAGGAAUGUAUUAUAUUUCAUGAUGUGAUUCUAGCCAGUCAUAUGUGGUUGCUCGGGCCUGAUGUGGACAUCCUACCAAGAUUACUUUUACCUUUGGCUGGAUCAGAGGAAUUUGAUGAAGAAGAUAAUGAGAAAUUGCCUCCUGAAUUGCAAUACUUAUCCCCAGACAAAAAUCGUGAACCUGAUCCAGACAUUAGGAGAAUGCUGCUGGAAGCCCUUUUGCAGACUUGUUAUCCUGUAGUAACGGAGGAUGAAAUUGGUCAGGAUAACCUGCAAGAUGUUGAUGUGCCUGAUGACCUCCGUAAUAGAUUUCAUAAAAUGGAUGAGGAUUUUCUAAGGGACUAAUCCAUUGCUGGCAGUUUGAACACAUUUUCUGUUUAUGUCUGAUGCUUUACUUUCCUCUUAAGUGCAUGUUUUUGUUUUUGUCUCUUGUGGAGGAACCUGAUUUGUAAAGUUUUAUUGCAAGUUGGUAAAAUAUCAUGUUGAAGUUAUUGUUAUUCUAAUUUCACUUGUUCACAGCAAAAUGUAAUUGUUUUUCUACAUGAAGGCAAUUGUGAUGAAAUCUAAAACAGAUGCCUUAAUAUAAAUUAAAUUUCAGUUUAGCAACGUUUACUUGAGUAAAGUUAAUUUAAUAAUGUUAAUGUAAAAAAAAAAUAUAUUGGCAAUUAUCUAUAUUAAUGUGAAAAGUUUUAAUAAUGCCUUUUUAUUCAAAGUGGAAGGUUUAUCAUGUCAUUUCUGAGGUGUUACAUGAGAAAUAUGACAGAAUAAAUAUUAAGGAUGUCGGAAAAAAAUUAUAGUUUCCUGUCAUUCUGAAUCUUUUAAAUAAAAGUGAAAUGUAUAAAGAAUUGUAAAAACUGUUUCUUAACCUACAAAAGAAACUCAACUUUUUCAUUGAGAGGCAUCAAAAGUGAAGUAAGCGAGUAAUAUCUUUUCAGGGCUCUUACUGAAGACUGUUUCUUAUCAAAGGAGAUACUUUUAAUAAAUUAUUAUUAAUUGAAGUGGUGUAUUCAAAAAGUAAAAUUUAAUUUUAAAAUAAAGGUUAAUCAUUGUGUAUUUGAAAUGACGCAAGUUUUAAAACCUGAUUGUUAUUGCUUAAAAAUUUGAAAAUAAAAAUAAAUUAUGUUUUGUCUUUUUUUUUAUUCUUCAUGGGAGUCUUAGCAUGCUUUUAAAAACAUUUCAGUAUUGUUUGCAUUCCUUUUUUACAGUUCCUUUACAGCAAGAGCGAAAAUUGGUUGAAAUGUAAUCUCCUCACUUA
Molecule: messenger RNA, 2209 nt
Organism: Gryllus bimaculatus (two-spotted cricket)
Lineage: Eukaryota; Metazoa; Arthropoda; Insecta; Orthoptera; Gryllidae
Source: the annotation of a GenBank genome assembly